This is a messenger RNA of Sorghum bicolor (sorghum), 318 nucleotides long. RefSeq lists its product as uncharacterized. Lineage: Eukaryota; Viridiplantae; Streptophyta; Magnoliopsida; Poales; Poaceae. The record is from RefSeq and is a predicted model, not a curated record. The coding region runs from base 1 to 318 and encodes 105 amino acids. The transcript is spliced from 4 exons.
AUGGCAAUGAAGUGUUCAAUGAUAUUGUUGGCAAGGAGUUUAAAGCACGUGGAUACUAUGAUGAUAAGUACUGGAGUCAAGUACAAGUUUCUCAAGGCAGGUGACAAUUAUGACCAUGAGUGUACUGAUGAUGACAUCUCUGAAAAUUAUGUUUCCAUACAUACUGAUGGCAUCCAUGAAGACUCAGAUGCUGAUGUGAACUCUCCAACAAAUGAAGUGCAGGCCAACCAGCAGCAACAAUCUGUCUAUGGAAGUCCUAAACAAACUGAAGUCCAUACAUCAACACCACAUGAGAAAACAACUUCAAAGAUGGCUUAG